This is a messenger RNA of Debaryomyces fabryi, 2373 nucleotides long. RefSeq names its product trifunctional dihydropteroate synthetase/dihydrohydroxymethylpterin pyrophosphokinase/dihydroneopterin aldolase (gene FOL1). The transcript has a single exon. Gene Ontology annotation, cellular component: mitochondrial envelope. NCBI's taxonomy places the organism in Eukaryota, Fungi, Ascomycota, Pichiomycetes, Serinales, Debaryomycetaceae. The record is from RefSeq and is a predicted model, not a curated record. Gene Ontology annotation, biological process: tetrahydrofolate biosynthetic process. Bases 1 to 2373 code for a protein of 790 amino acids. Gene Ontology annotation, molecular function: dihydropteroate synthase activity; 2-amino-4-hydroxy-6-hydroxymethyldihydropteridine diphosphokinase activity; dihydroneopterin aldolase activity.
AUGCUACAAGAUACGGUUUUCAUCAAUAAUUUGGCUUCUAUAGCCAUUACUGGUAAGGAUGCUUGGAAUAGACCAACGCCGCAACCAAUUACCAUAUCUGUAUCAUUAAAUACUGACUUUCACCAGGCUUCAGUAACUGAUAACCUUAAGUACUCCUUAAAUUAUGCAGUUAUAUCAAGAAAUAUUGCUGAGUAUAUGAAAGCAAAUGAACAUAAGAAUUUCAAAUCUUUAGGAAGCAUUGCAGAGUCUGUUGGAGAAAUUGUACUAGAUGAUAAAAAAGGAGGUGGUCAUCAAGCUGUUGUUUCGAUUAAGAGUAAUAAGUCUGAGAUUCGAGCUGAUAGUAUUGAAUACAAGAUGUGCAGAUCAAGAACUGGAGACAUUGAAAUACCUGAUGAAAUCAAUGUUUAUGGAUUAAAAUUAUUAACUGUAAUUGGUGUAUUUACAUUUGAAAGGUUACAGAGACAGAUUGUAGACAUUGAUAUUUCCAUAAAAUUGAAAAAGAAUGCUAACAUAUCAAUUCAUAAGAUCAUUGAUGAAUUAACCCUUUAUGUUGAAUCCUCUAAUUUCAAGACAGUAGAGGCUUUGGUUAUGAAAGUUGGUCAAUUAAUUAUUCAAAAUUAUGGUGAGGGAAUUCAAAAUGUAUCGGCCACAGUUACCAAGCCCAAUGCUAUUACUUUUACUGAUGGAGUAGGUGUUUCUUCCAAUAUGUCCGAAACCUCAUUUAAAGACGUUGAUCCAAUUACUGAUAUCGGGGCUAUUGCUAAAUCGACACCUAACUUUAAUUUGCCAACUUCUCUUGAGGACUCUAAAUUCAAUAAGUAUGACGAGCACAUUGCUUAUAUUGCAAUCGGGUCGAAUCAAGAAAACCAACUUUCAAACAUAAAUGAUGCAUUGCAAUUGUUGUCUUCGUAUGAUAUUAAGUUAUUAGCGACAUCAUCAUUGUAUAUUUCAAAGCCAAUGUAUUUUAAAGAUCAACCAGAUUUUUACAAUGCUGCAAUUAAAAUUUCAUUCAAGAAUAAGACACCACACGAUUUACUAAAGGUGUUAAAAGAGAUUGAAUAUGAUCAUGUGAAACGAGUCAAAGAGUUUGAUAAUGGCCCAAGAACUAUAGAUCUUGACAUUCUAUUAAUUGACGACAUCAUUUUAAACACUGACGAUUUAGUAGUCCCUCAUAAAUCUAUGUUAGAAAGAACAUUUGUUUUGCAACCAUUAUGCGAAUUGCUCGGUCCAGAUGUAUUACAUCCAGUUAGUGCUGAACCACUCCACAACCACUCACGUCAAUUAUUCACUAGCGAGACAAACGAACUGAUUCAAGAAUCUUCUAAUUUGCUACAAAUUGUGCCAAUCCCGAGAUUAGAAGAUACAAAGAAUCCAUUAAAAUUCGACCAUGUUGAAAACAAACACAAAACAUUGAUUAUGGGCAUUCUCAAUAUAACUCCUGAUUCAUUUAGUGAUGGAGGAAAGAAUUACCAUAAAUCCAUAGACGAAAUUCUUGAAAACGCGAGCCAAUUAAUAGAACAGGGUGCUGAUAUCUUAGAUAUUGGUGGUGUUUCCACUAGACCAGGCAGUGUAGAGCCUUCGGUUCAAGAAGAGCUUGAAAGAUUAUUGCCUGUUGUCAAGGCGAUCAGGGAGUCCUCUAAUAAUGCAUUAUCUCAAUGUGUGAUAUCAAUUGACACCUAUAGAGCCAAAAUCGCGGAAGAGUGCUUGUUGGCCGGUGCUGACAUCAUUAACGAUAUUUCUAUGGGCCUUUACGAUGAUGAUAUGUUCGAUGUGGUUGCAAAAUAUGGCUGUCCAUAUAUUAUGAAUCAUACGAGAGGAACCCCACAAACCAUGUCAAAGCUAGCAAACUACGAAUCAAAUACAAAUGAAGAUAUAAUCGAAUACUUGGAUGAUCCUGUAACUGGUCAUCACAUUUCACUUCCAAAGCCUGAUGUGGAUAAUUUAAUCAAGGGUGUUUCUAGAGAGCUUGGUUUACAAAUCCUCAAAUCAUUCAAUAAAGGUGUUAAGAAAUGGCAAGUGAUUUUGGAUCCUGGUAUUGGAUUCGCUAAAAACCUUCCCCAAAAUAUUAAUGUCAUCAAGUAUGCCUCUGCAUUUAAAAAUUAUUCCAUGUUAGUAAAUCAAAGAGAUGAUAAUGAUCAUAUCAAUCAUUCCUACAUCAGUUUCAGUGGUUUAUGUACUCUUUUAGGUCCGUCUAGAAAGAAAUUUUUAGGUACUAUAUGUAACGAACCAGUUGCAUCUGAAAGAGUCAUAAGUACUGCAGCAUCUGUCAUGGCCUGUAUCCAACAAAAGACUGACAUUAUUAGAGUCCACGACGUUUCUGAUAUGAAGAAGACAUGCUUGACUGGUGAUGCAAUCUAUAAAGGUAUAUAUUAA